AUGAAAACAUACUGAGGAGAAAGAAUGUGUUACAGUGUGUGUCUGGCCAUGUGAAGAGUGGGAUAAGAUUUACAGAGGGCGACAAAAGACAUUUUGCUCUAGGAGUCAAUAAUCUGGAAGUACUUUGUAGUUUUUAGUGUUCAUGUGCAAUGAUACAUAAUCAAGAGGAACAGUUAUAUCUGAAGUCUGAAGAUUGACCCAAUAAUGAAGAAUUCAAUCCAAAGGAAAACAACCUCCAGCUCAACUAUUGCUAAAGCCAACAUACAUUCACAUGCUCCUCAAAUCAAUACCAGGCCAGUGUGUUUGUCUCAGAUGAGCAGUGUUUUCACCGGCGUGCCACCGCUAUUUGGAACAACACAAGCUUUCCAGUUGAGACUAGCCCAGCUUGAAGCUCAGUUGGUCUUGAACCUGAUUAGUAACAUUGCAGCUGGAAAAAAUAGCAGUUAUGGGAACCCUCUUGUUCCUCUGAGUCUCUUACAGCCUGUUGGCAUUCAAAGAUCCUCAUUUUUUAACAUGUACCAGCCACCAGGGGGUUUUACCCUCUCCCAUCUAUUGAAUUCCAUACCUCACAGGGCAAGUUACCCCUCAUCAUCAUUCACAGAAAUUAAUUCAGUUACUGCGAAUAAGGAGAGUGGUGACCUUCUAGCAAAAGAGAUCAAUCAGGAGAAAAUACCCAUCAUUAGUAACACAAAAGUGCCACUGCCAACAUCUGAGAAACCUCUCGUUAGAUCCCGCACCAACCAUCUUGGCAAGCAUUUUGCCUUCAAACCAGAUGUGGACUGUUCUCGGUACCAGUCAAUGACAGCCAAAGCAAUGAUUUCUCCUGAUAAACCACAAAUUGAAGAAGUAGAGACAAAGCAACAAGCAACACUACAUUUUCCAACAGAAAACCUAAGCAAAGCUUUAGCCAGCCUUGGCCUCUCUUUUGAGGACCUAGAAUUACUCAGUCACUUCCCAGACAACCAGUUAACAACAGAGAAACUUCCCUUCAUCAUACAAGACAUCCAACAACGCAAAGAAACAAAGGGCAUUUAUCAUGGCCAUGCUAGAUGGAACUCAUCUGAUCAGGUGGAAUCAAACGCUCAUGGGAAACAUCAUGAUCAGAGGAGUAUUGGUGAAUGGCAGGGGUCUGCUUUACCAAGUCCCUAUGGGCAAUCCUGUCCAUCCUCCCAUUCCCAUAGAUCCCUCAGCGCUAAAAGAUACAGCACAUCUGAGGACAUUCAUGAGCACUUCUCAACCCAGUCUAGAGCAUUAAAAAGAUUAAGAGAUUCAUCAGGAAGUGGAUCCAAUUCCUUCCUUAAGAGACUGCAGCAUGGGCCUGCUGAUGUCACCAGGGGGAGGCCUGGUUCAGACUGUUUUCCCUCUCGUUCAAAAUGCAGCAUACGGCACAGCUUUGUCUCUACAGGCUGUAAUAAAACAAGACAUUAUACAACAAAAAGAUCCUUGUCCUCUGCACACAGAUCCACCACUUUCAAUUCCAUGAGAAAUGGCCAACAACAGUCUUUUCCAGUCAAGUCUGCAAAAUCAGAAGGAACCACUGAAUCUAUGAACAUUCAGAUGCCAGGAACUAAGAUGACUGAAAAAACAUCAGCACAAACUAAGGGUGUAAUUCGUGUGUCUGGAAUCUCUCUUGACUACUCUGAAAGUGAACUAAUCAAAAUGGCAUCUCCAUUUAGUCACCCUGUUGAGGUUUUAAUGGCAACUGAGGUUGACAUGGAAACCUGUCUAGAAUGGAAGAAGGCUUUAUUGAUGCUUCCAACUGAAUUCUCAGCCCAGGAGAUGGUAAAGGUUUACUCUGCCAUCCCGGUUCAUAUGAGACAGCAAAGUUUAGAGCUGGUGUCCCAAAACGUUGACCUUAGUUCACCUGUGUCAGUGUUUCAUGCUUUUGUGGGGCCAUCAAUUUCAAAUGGGCUGUUGACGCCUUUGGACCAUUUGCUGGUUGUAUGUAAUGUACCUAACCAGCCCUGUGCUGCAACAGGAGUGCUACGUCUGAUAAAACCCUUUGGAAAAGUUUUCAGAACUCUGGUGUUUAAUGGAAACAAUGUGGAUGCUGAACAGUGCCAUUGGAACAAGAGUAGUAUCCAGAUGGUUUUAGAAAUGGAAUCUGCUUCUGUUGCUCUAUCUGUAUUUGAGUGGUCUCACAAAAUUCCUUGUCUUUAUCACAACCAUCAUCUCUCUUUCCUCAGAGGAUGUGAUAUACAGAAAGAUACAUCUGAGGUCAACUCAGCCAAAUACCCUCAAAGUGUUUCCCCUUAAAUGUGGUAUAUUUUCAAUACCUUUGUAAUAAAAUACAAUGAAACAAG
This is a messenger RNA of Rhinichthys klamathensis goyatoka, 2303 nucleotides long. RefSeq lists its product as uncharacterized. Lineage: Eukaryota; Metazoa; Chordata; Actinopteri; Cypriniformes; Leuciscidae. The record is from RefSeq and is a predicted model, not a curated record. The transcript is spliced from 8 exons. The coding region runs from base 205 to 2256 and encodes 683 amino acids.